Molecule: messenger RNA, 621 nt
Organism: Schistosoma bovis
Lineage: Eukaryota; Metazoa; Platyhelminthes; Trematoda; Strigeidida; Schistosomatidae
Source: the annotation of a GenBank genome assembly
AUGCCUUUUAAGCUGAAAGCCAUAUCCAAUUUCGAUGUGACGAAAGAUGAACGCGAUGGAAAAGUUCGUGAUGUAUGUGAUCAUGCUGUUUGGAGUCUUUCUUCAUGCAAACCAGGUCAUGGUAUCGACCAAUUGUUGAGUGAAUCUACUGAUACAUUUUGGCAAUCAGAUGGUCCACAACCACAUUGUGUUAAUAUACAAUUUCCCCGAAAAAUGGUUCUUUCAAAAUUAUGUUUAUACACUGAUUACAAAGUUGAUGAAAGUUAUACACCUAGUAGGUUGGCCAUACGAGUUGGGAAUACUAUACACGAUCUUAUCGAACUUCUAGAGGUGGAACUACAGGAACCUACUGGGUGGUCAGUGAUUCCACUAAACUGGCCUGAUGGAUCUCCGUUACGAACCUUUCUUUUACAGAUUGCCAUUUCAGCUAACCAUCAAAAUGGUCGUGACACACAUCUGCGUGCCAUCCGACUUCAUAGUCCUGUGGAAUGUCGUGGAUUAGACACCUUAGCGCCUUUUGUCAGUCGCGAAGGUCGUGCUUUCAUGACUAUUCGAUAUGGACAAAUAUCCAUCAACACUUUCACGCCGAAAUUAUCUUAUGGAAAGUCAAGAGAAAUUUAA